Prosopis cineraria is the source of this 1403-nucleotide messenger RNA. RefSeq names its product glycosyltransferase BC10-like. The record is from RefSeq and is a predicted model, not a curated record. Gene Ontology annotation, molecular function: glycosyltransferase activity. Bases 54 to 1328 code for a protein of 424 amino acids. NCBI's taxonomy places the organism in Eukaryota, Viridiplantae, Streptophyta, Magnoliopsida, Fabales, Fabaceae. Gene Ontology annotation, cellular component: membrane. The transcript is spliced from 2 exons.
UCAAUCCCCCUUUUCCUCUGCAACUCCUGGUCUUUCUUCUCCUUUCUGUUCCAAUGAAGUCUGAGCGUUUCUCUGCACCGUCAUUUCUCAACGUCUUCAAUCUUCUUCACUUCCAUUAUAUCCUUUCUCUUUUCUCUCUUUUCCUGGUCGUCGCCGCUGGCUUGCUCAUCGGAAUCUCUCUCUCUCUCUACCUCAAAGACCCCUCUCUCACCUUUCAAAUCCAACAGUUCUUCAUCCCAUCCACUUCAUUAAAACAUUCAUCGCCAUAUCCAUCCCUCUCACCUCCAUCUCAAAUCUCGACCCUCAUCAAUAUUUCUUCCUCAAAUCGGACAAAGACGUCGUUGUCGUUAGAUGUUCAUCAGAAUCAGAAAGCAGUAACCUUAAUAACCCGAACAGGUUUGAAAGACUUCUUGAAACCUCCGGAGGCAAUGCAUGAUAUGAGCGAACAAGAGCUGUUUUGGAGAGCUUCAAUGGCUCCAAGGGUUCAGGAAGUUCCAUUCAAUCACACACCCAAAGUUGCAUUCAUGUUUCUGACAAAAGGUCCUCUUCUGUUGGCUCCUCUCUGGGACAAAUUCUUCAAAGGAAUCGAUAAAGACUUGUAUUCCAUCUAUGUCCAUUACCCUCCGUCUUUCAACAAGACUCUUCCAGAAACUUCAGUCUUUCAUGACCGUGCAAUCCCAAGCAAGAUUGUAAGGUGGGGUGAUAUGAACAUGAUUGAGGCAGAGAGACGGUUGCUAGCCAAUGCACUGCUUGAUUUCUCAAACCAACGAUUUAUUCUCCUCUCAGAAUCAUGCAUUCCUCUGUUCAACUUCUCCACCAUCUACAACUAUCUCAUGAACUCCUCCAAAACCUUCGUAGAAGCCUACGAUAAGCCUGGUCCUGUGGGACGAGGACGUUACAGUCCCAAAAUGAAGCCUCACAUCAGGUUAGACCAAUGGAGGAAGGGUUCUCAGUGGUUCCAAAUAGAUCGAGCCCUUGCCCUUGAGGUUGUGUCGGACCGGAAAUAUUUCCCAGUCUUCAAAAGGCACUGUAGGGCCCCGUGUUAUGGCGACGAGCACUACUUGCCUACGCUGGUGAGCAUCAAGUUCUGGAAGCACAACUCGAACAGGACGUUGACCUGGGUUGACUGGUCCAAGGGUGGGCCCCACCCUGCGAGGUUUACGAGGAUGGAUAUAACUCAUGAGUUCUUGGAGAGGAUGAGACGUGGGAGAGCCUGUAAGUAUAAUGGGAAGAAGACGGAUGUGUGUCAUCUGUUUGCAAGAAAGUUUACGCCUCAUGCAUUGGAUAGAUUGCUUAGGUUUGCGCCGAAGUUAAUGCAAUUCAGCUGACUUAGUGCUAGUCUGUAGAAUUUAUUGUACUCUUUUUCCCCUUUUUAUAAUUGUACAAUUAUUUUUGGAUUUGAA